This is a messenger RNA of Gorilla gorilla gorilla (western lowland gorilla), 1007 nucleotides long. RefSeq names its product coiled-coil domain containing 124 (gene CCDC124). The record is from RefSeq and is a predicted model, not a curated record. The transcript is spliced from 5 exons. NCBI's taxonomy places the organism in Eukaryota, Metazoa, Chordata, Mammalia, Primates, Hominidae. Gene Ontology annotation, molecular function: transcription coactivator activity. Gene Ontology annotation, biological process: transcription by RNA polymerase II. Bases 68 to 739 code for a protein of 223 amino acids. Gene Ontology annotation, cellular component: nucleus.
GCAGGCCCCCUGAUGACGUCACGGAGGCGCGACCGGGCCGGCGCUGGGGUAAGAAGCCUGCUGAGGGAUGCCCAAGAAGUUCCAGGGUGAGAACACCAAGUCGGCAGCGGCCCGGGCACGGAGGGCAGAGGCCAAGGCGGCCGCUGAUGCCAAGAAGCAGAAGGAGCUGGAGGAUGCCUACUGGAAGGACGACGACAAACACGUCAUGAGGAAGGAGCAGCGCAAGGAGGAGAAGGAGAAGCGGCGCCUCGACCAGCUGGAACGUAAGAAGGAGACGCAGCGCCUACUGGAGGAGGAGGACUCCAAGCUCAAGGGCGGCAAGGCGCCGCGGGUGGCCACGUCCAGCAAGGUCACCCGGGCCCAGAUCGAGGACACGCUGCGCCGAGACCAUCAGCUCAGGGAGGCCCCGGACACAGCCGAGAAAGCCAAGAGCCAUCUGGAGGUGCCGCUGGAGGAGAACGUGAACCGCCGCGUGCUGGAGGAGGGCAGCGUGGAGGCGCGCACUAUUGAGGACGCCAUUGCAGUGCUCAGCGUGGCGGAGGAGGCGGCCGACCGGCACCCAGAAAGACGCAUGCGGGCAGCCUUCACAGCCUUUGAGGAAGCCCAGCUGCCGCGGCUCAAACAAGAGAACCCCAACAUGCGGCUGUCGCAGCUGAAACAGCUGCUCAAGAAGGAGUGGCUCCGCUCUCCUGACAACCCCAUGAACCAGCGGGCCGUGCCCUUCAAUGCCCCCAAGUGAGCCCAGAACUUGGGGAGCCAGUUCACCCACGGGUGGUCCAGGUCACGACUCUGCACGCCCUUAGGCCAGGUCAGCUGCGAGGGUCACAGAGCGUUCCGGGCCAAGGCGCCGGGCCCCGGGGCCAUGCUCUUAUCACCAGCCACCCGUCCUCCCGCCAGAGGGUCCUUGCCCCGAGUGACACCCCAUCCCCUCCCAUCCCCCGGCGCGUGUGUGUAGAGCCUCAGGGCUGAGUGCCCAAUAAAGGUGGCGGCAAGGCUGCGGUGAGGCA